Spodoptera exigua (beet armyworm) is the source of this 1535-nucleotide messenger RNA. Lineage: Eukaryota; Metazoa; Arthropoda; Insecta; Lepidoptera; Noctuidae. The record is from the annotation of a GenBank genome assembly.
AAAACAUUGUCAAAAGUUCAAAAGUUCAUCACCACUUGCACUGAUUAAAACUUUUAAUUUCAAUGUGAAUUUUAAGUUCGACAUUUUCUUAGUUUUUACUAUCUCAAUAUUAAUUCAGUGAAUAUUGUUAUGUUUUAAACAGUCCUAACAUACAAAAUAAUUUACUUUGAAAAUACAUACAAAUGGAGCGUAAACAUAUCAUAUUUUACUUCCUGAUAUUAAUGUGUCUUUGCGAUUUUAAACAUGCUGACUGCCUCAAACCUGCGUCUCUUGAAAAAACUUUCCAUGAAGGAGUGAUGGCCUACUCAACGGAGAGAUGGACGUUGUGCAUUGAAAAAUUUGAAGAAGCUUUGCAUCUUUAUAAGCUUUACAAAUCUAUCCUGAUUAACUGUAGAUUAAAGUGUAACACGGAACCUUACGAAUCUCAAAUCAAAGAAAAUAUAGACGAUCUUAAGAUGUAUGAGAAAUAUUUCAAUAAAAGGAAUUGUUUGAAUAUUUGUCAGGUAAAAGAAUUCCACAACAUGAAUUUGAACCAAAGUUUGGAAGACUCUGUGCUCCAUGAUAUGCAGGCCAAGAAACCUUACGAAUAUCUUCAUAUAUGCUAUUUUCAACAAAGGAUGUUCCAGAAAGCUGCUUCAGCUGCCUAUACAUACCUAGUUUCCAACCCUAAUGAUGACACCAUGCAAGAUAAUAUGCACUAUUACAUAGCACAGCCAGAAAUAGACCCGAAGGAGAUAGUUGAUAUGGAAAGUGAGGACUAUGUUGUUAUGUACAAUUUAGGAAAGAAAUCUUACAAACAAAAUAACUGGGAAGAAACAGUAGCUAGCAUGGAAGAAGUCAUAAAAGAUUAUAUUUCUUAUGAAAGCAAUUGUCGUGUUGAAUGUGAGCGGCAACCUGGUCAAGAGUGGUCUUCAGAAUUUGUAAUAACUAUGUCAAACAACAUAGCAUCCCUCUUACAUUGCCAUCAACAAUGCCAAGAUAAACUGAAGUUCCUUAAGUACAACUCUGGAGUAGAGUUCAUUGCAGAUGUGCUUAAUUAUAUACAAGUAGCAUAUUUCCACCUUGAAAAGUACAAUAAAGCUGCAGAGGCUGUUGCAACUUAUUUGGUUUUAAUGCCUGAAGAUGAGGAUAUGUUGGAGAAUGUCAAAUUUUAUAGAAAACAUGUUGACGACAAGGCUUUUGUACCCCGAGCUGAAAUAGUGCACUAUUUAAAACGUGAUACAUAUGAAAAGAACCUUCUCUUAUUUUUUCAUCAAGGGAAGAAGCAAGAUAUUGACUUUGACGCUAUUCUCAAAACUUAUAAUUUUUUAAAAUAGGCCUUUUCUGAUUUGAUUCGAAAACAUUUUAUACUACCUAGAGUUUGUAUGUUCCUAGACUUAAAUUUUAAUUAACUAUAAGUAAUACUACUAAGUUGUAAUUAUUAUGUACUCAAAGAGUACUUAAGUACAAGUAAGUGUACUUAAACAAAAAAAAUCCUAAUAGGACUAACAAGCAGUAAAAAUAACUAUUUACAAGUGCCAUAACAGUUGCUGUUG